CUAAACGGUUCUACCUCCAUCGCCGCCGCCGCCUCUUGCCAUCGCCGGCGCGGCGCUCGUGGUGCUGCCGGCGUCGACACUUCGUAGUAUCGCUGCUUCAUUACGGUCUUCAUUUCCCGACAGUGGCGGGCCAUGGAAUUCUCCGACCACUGGCGGUGCCAACUCCCAAUCGAUUCCGUCUUCUCCGCCCCUAACCUCAUCCCGGGAUCUACUGCUCCUGUAGGGUCGCUCCUCUUCUCCCCCACCUCGUCUCCACCCGUCCGCUUCCUUUCCUCCGCUUCUGUCGCCCUUAACUUUCCCCACCCGCUCCCCGCCUCCUCCUUCGUCCACGGGUUGCGCUCCUUCUUCAAAUGCUCCGAGAACGAAGCCUUCCUCUCUACCUCCGCCAUCGACAUCAUGGCUACUGAGGCUGCUCUCUCUGCCGCCGAGUCAUCAGCCUCCGACUAUCUUCCCUUCAACAACCUUGCCGCUCUGCGCUGCCGAGACUGCUCCUUGGUCCUUUUCUUCCCGACCGGUCCGAAUGCAAACUUAAUUGGUUAUGUCGGCCUUUCCUUUCGUGGCCCUCUGUCGCCGGAGCUCAGAACUGACCGGGACGGCGACAUCUUUAGGGUAAAGGAAGGCUAUAAACACCCCUCUCAUCGGAUACUGAAGAUAUUAGUGGCUCCUGUGGCUCCAUCUUCCUAUUCGACAGAGUUGCCUUCGGUGACCGCUGGAAAUCCCCUGGUAGAGGGGCUGUUGAUCACGACAAGUAUGUACUCAAUUAACUGGUUCAGGGUGGAGACUAGAGUUUCAGAUUCAGCCGGUGAAAGGCCAAGGCCUCUCGUGGUUCCCCUGUCGACACAGGGGUUUGAGAGUGUUGUUGUGCACGUAUGCUGGAACCCACAUUUUGUGGCGGAGAGUGCCGCAUUGCUAGAAACCGGCGAACUUUGUUGGUUUAAUCUGCAGAGCAAGUGUCGUGGCGCCGUGAAACUUUCUUUGGAUGGUGAUGACUGUUCUGUACGGUGGCUGAGCUGCGAGUUUGGUUGUAAGCCAUGGACUGUUAUUGUUGCGUGUUCUAAGGCUGUUCUUUUGGUUGAUCUGGGAUCCAGAAGAGGCACUGGAUACGAGCUUUUGGCUAAGAUUGAGAUGCCAACUUCUCUAAAUGUUAGCCCUUUUAUGGUCAUGAAUGAGAGGUUCCUAGCUUUUUGUAAGGCCCCUUACAAUGAUCUGCACUUUGCUGUUGUGACUGAAUGUCGAUUGUUCCUGUUUGACGUUAGGAAACCUUUACAUCCUCUAUUAACGUGGAAGCACGGCCUGGAUUAUCCAAGCUACAUUGCCAUGUUUAGGUUGCCAGAGUUGAGGCCAUCAAAUGAGUUCAAGUGUGCUUUGGAAUCUGGUUUUGUCAUCUUGAUUGGUUCAUUUUCACAUAAUGUGUUCAAGUUUUUUUGCUAUGGGCCUAGACUUGCUGAAACUGCUGAUAGUCCUUCGCUUUAUGCUUGGGAUCUUCCUUCCACCCUUGUUUUAUCUGAUGGUGGCAUAUCUGGUGAUUAUUAUGUGAGAGAAAUUUUCUCAGAGGAGAGUUCUCUAUAUUCGCUGACACAUAAACAGAUGGGCAACAUGGUUGCUGGUUUUUGCAUCAUCCCAAGUGACUUAUUUGCCACUAAUUCAGGCUAUGGUGGAUUUUCUUUAAUCAGACUUAGCUUGACUGGGAAGCUGGAGAUGCAGAGAUAUAAUGCAUCAACAAAGUUGACUUGCCAGGAAGAAAUUGAGUAUGAAGGAGAAGAUCAGUUUGGAACAAAGGUCACAGUCUCCAGUGAGGGUUGUCAAUCUACAAUGCCCAACGCAUUUAAGUUUUAUAGGCUGUGGCAUCUUCAUCAGUAUAUGAAUGGCAAUCUUUUAAAUGCUUUGCUUGAGCGUGAUACCAAUAAACUCACAAAUAGCAACCUGUCUUCUUCUGUUCUCCCUAUUUCAUAUUUAGUAAAUGAAAUUAGCACACCCACCAGUAUAUUUGAAGUUGCAUGCAAGAAGACUUUAAAUUCUCUUGGAUCAGAUCUUUUUUCGUUAACUUUUUCAAAAUACUCGGAUCUGUUUACAGUUGAUAACUGUGGGUCCACGUUUGAGUUCCUAGAAAUUCCUCCUUCCUUUCCUGAGAAAAGGUUUCUACCAUUCCUUUUUGCUAAACCUUCAAGAAGGGGUGAGAAGUGGUUCGGCAAAUCAUCCUCUGGGCAGUCUCUUGUUGGUCCAUUAAUUCCUGUUCCUGUUCUUCUUGCAUUGCAGCAGAUUGAAAAAGGCAUGCCUUUAAUGGGCAAAGACGAUUCAGGUGAUGAUUUGCUGGAUAAUCAGUGUAGAAUAGUUUUGAGUGAAGUUUUCCCAGAAAUUUCCAUUGCUGAUACUACAAACGACAAUUGUUUCGGUGCCACAGAUGAUCUGCAAGCUGAGAAGUCUUAUUUUGUUUAUGAACCACAGACAUGUACUAGGUCUACUAAUAGAACAAGUAUUGAAACAGCUAUUCAUACAAAACAAGAAUUUGCUGAGUUUGAUGAAAGGAAGCCGGCCUGCUUGGUGUCCCCUAAAGAUGAAAUUUUUUCUACAUUUCUAUGUGGAGUUGCAAACAAAGAGUCUGUUCCUGACUCUAAAUAUGGAAAUGUUAGGGGUGAAUUGUUUGAUCUAAGUCCAGUGAGGUUGGACUUUGAUAGAACCGAAGUAGAACUUAAUCCAGCAGAACAGAAAAAUUUUAAUUGCUUGAGUAGACAGUUCUCAAAAUGGAAGGAAAAUUACAAGCCAUACCAGGAUUUCUGUGCUCAGUAUCCCAGAAAGCAAGUAUCCUAAAAGGUGGUGCUUCAGAUAGCAGGUUUCAUACAGUGUCUAAUGAACCUAAAGUUGUGCUUGUAGUUCAACACUCUUUUUGAUCGCAAGAGUACAAGGCACAAAUACAAAAAAGGAAAAGGAAUUAGGAUCUUUCAUCAGUCACACCAUCAGAUAAUCAUGCUGAAAAAAGUUAUAAUGCCUCCGAGUGGUUUCAAGUUGUUCUGAAGAGCAAAUGGUGAAAUGCGUCUUCAUUGGAUGUGUAAGAGCUCACACAUGCUGUAGCAGCCUUAGCAAUGUCGAGGCCAAUUCAAGAAAAGCUAGAUCGAUUACAUGAUAAAGAUCGAUUACACUUUGAGUUCCCAUGCACAAUUCUUCCAAAGCUCAAGCUUCCACUGGUUACAGCGAAGCAUGAGGCUUCGGUGAUGUUUCUUUAGUGAUGAGCCAGUGGUUUUCGAAUCAGCAUCGGGUUUAAAAUGGGCUUCAAUAAUCAAUGAGAUUUCAAACGAGAGCUUGAGGCUACUUUUGCAAAAAUUUCGAAGAGGUACCAUAAUAGGCCAUUUUAGAAAACUAGUUCAUUUUUUAUUUUGAUUUUUUUUUAAAUAAAGAGAUGCUUGAGGUCCCAGAUCUGGUUUAAAAUUAAGUAAUUAUUACCCAAAGGAGUAAUUGUAUGCUUAAUCUGUUUUGUCAAUAUCUUUCUCCAAUGUACUGUAUCAUUUUGAUACGCUUAGCUCAUUUAAUUCAUUCAUCAUGUUCCGUUUGAUAGUUU
This is a messenger RNA of Zingiber officinale, 3553 nucleotides long. RefSeq lists its product as uncharacterized. Gene Ontology annotation, cellular component: fibrillar center. Bases 133 to 2808 code for a protein of 891 amino acids. Gene Ontology annotation, molecular function: RNA polymerase I core promoter sequence-specific DNA binding. The record is from RefSeq and is a predicted model, not a curated record. NCBI's taxonomy places the organism in Eukaryota, Viridiplantae, Streptophyta, Magnoliopsida, Zingiberales, Zingiberaceae. The transcript is spliced from 4 exons. Gene Ontology annotation, biological process: transcription by RNA polymerase I.